AUGGCUCAAUCAAGGCAACUCUUUCUCUUCGGUGAUCAGACAGCGGAUUUUGUUCCCAAGAUCCGCAGUCUACUGUCCGUCCAGGACAGCCCUAUUCUAGCCGCCUUUCUGGACCAGUCCCACUAUGUCGUGCGAGCCCAGAUGGUGCAGAGCAUGAACAUGGUUGAUCACAAGUUGGCUCGAACCGCUGACCUGCGCCAAAUGGUGCAGAAGUAUGUCGACGGCAAACUGACCCCGGCAUUUCGAACCGCUCUAGUGUGCCUCUGCCAGUUGGGAUGCUUCAUCCGGGAAUAUGAGGAAUCUGGCAACAGGUACCCGCAGCCCAGUGAUAGCUACGUGUUGGGAUUCUGUAUGGGCUCCUUGGCUGCUGUGGCGGUAAGCUGCAGUCGUUCCCUGUCAGAACUGCUGCCUAUCGCUGUGCAAACUGUGUUGAUUGCCUUCCGCCUCGGUCUUCGCGCCCUAGAGGUGCGUGAUCAGGUGGAUGGGUGUAGUGAUGACCGAGGUGACCCUUGGUCUACCAUUGUUUGGGGUCUGGAUCCCCAGCAAGCUCGUGAUCAAAUUGAAGUGUUUUGUCAGACUACAAACGUACCUCAGACAAGGCGCCCCUGGAUCAGCUGCAUCUCUAAGAACGCCAUCACUCUAAGUGGCAGCCCAUCCACAUUGAGAGCAUUCUGUGCGAUGCCUGAGAUGGCCCAGCACCGGACUACUCCAAUUCCCAUCUGUUUACCGGCCCACAAUGGUGCCCUCUUCACGCGCGCAGAUAUCACUGCCAUACUAAACAGGACGCCUACCACUCCCUGGGAGCAACUGCCCGGCCAAAUACCUUAUAUUUCCCAUGUGACGGGUAAUGCAGUCCAGACUACCAACUACCGUGAUCUUAUGGAGAUAGCUCUGUCUGAGACUCUCUUGGAGCAAGUGCGACUAGACCUGGUUGAGACUGGACUGCCACGCCUUUUGCAAUCUCGUCAGGUUAAGAGCGUCAUCAUGGUACCAUUCUUGACUCGCAUGAAUGAGACCAUGAGCACCAUUCUCCGAGACAGCUUUAUCACUUCUCAGACGAGAACUGAUACUGGACGAGCUAUCCCCACUUCAGGUCGGCCGGGCGCAGCCAAGUCCAAGCUGGCUAUUGUGUCCAUGUCAGGGAGGUUUCCUGAAUCACCGACCACUGAAAGCUUUUGGGACCUUCUUUACAAAGGGUUGGAUGUUUGUAAAGAGGUUCCUCGUCGACGGUGGGACAUCAACACGCAUGUUGAUCCCAGCGGGAAAGCACGAAACAAAGGGGCUACAAAAUGGGGGUGCUGGCUGGAUUUCUCAGGCGAUUUUGAUCCCCGAUUCUUUGGGAUCUCGCCCAAAGAGGCGCCGCAGAUGGAUCCUGCUCAGCGCAUGGCCUUGAUGUCUACUUACGAGGCAAUGGAGCGGGCUGGUUUGGUUCCCGACACCACGCCGUCGACCCAGCGAGACCGCAUUGGGGUCUUCCACGGAGUCACCAGUAACGACUGGAUGGAGGUUAAUACGGCCCAGAACAUUGACACAUACUUCAUCACCGGUGGAAACCGGGGGUUUAUUCCCGGGCGCAUUAAUUUCUGCUUCGAAUUCGCUGGGCCCAGCUAUACCAAUGACACGGCCUGUUCCUCCAGCCUAGCUGCCAUCCACCUGGCCUGCAACUCUCUCUGGCGGGGCGACUGUGACACGGCGGUGGCAGGAGGAACUAACAUGAUCUAUACUCCUGAUGGUCACACAGGGUUGGAUAAAGGAUUCUUUCUUUCCCGGACUGGCAACUGCAAACCCUACGACGACAAGGCCGAUGGUUACUGCCGAGCUGAGGGGGUCGGGACGGUGUUCAUCAAACGGCUGGAAGAUGCUCUGGAAGAUAAUGACCCCAUCCUCGGCGUUAUUCUAGAUGCUAAAACUAAUCACUCAGCCAUGUCGGAGUCGAUGACUCGGCCGCACGUGGGCGCCCAAAUCGACAACAUGACGGCGGCGCUGAAUACCACUGGACUCCAGCCCAAUGACUUUAGCUACAUUGAGAUGCAUGGCACCGGCACCCAGGUAGGAGAUGCGGUGGAGAUGGAGUCGGUCUUGUCGGUGUUUGCGCCGUCCGAAACCGCCAGAAAGGCGGAUCAGCCACUAUUUGUCGGCUCAGCCAAGGCCAACGUUGGACAUGGAGAGGGCGUGUCCGGAGUUACUAGCCUUAUUAAGGUUUUGAUGAUGAUGCAGCACGAUACCAUACCCCCCCACUGCGGCAUCAAACCGGGCAGCAAAAUCAACCGCAAUUUCCCUGAUCUUGGAGCUCGCAAUGUGCACAUCGCUUUUGAACCCAAGCCCUGGCCACGCACAACCGCCCCCCGCAAGGACGCUCCGGAACGUCACUGGCCGACAGAGAAGGAUCCGCGCUCUAGUCAUAUCGUCGCCCUGUCUGCGCAUGUGGGGGCUUCUAUGACAACCAACCUCGAACGAUUGCAUCGGUAUCUCGUGAAGAACCCCCACACUGAUCUCGCGCAGCUGUCAUAUACCACUACGGCGCGUCGAUGGCAUUACCCACACCGAGUGAGUGUCACUGGCGCGUCUGUUGAAGAGGUGACUCGCAAGCUAGAGAUGGCCAUACAGAACGGGGACGGAGUCAGUCGACCCAAAGGUAAGCCAAAGAUUCUCUUUGCUUUCACGGGGCAAGGGUCCCAAUAUGCAACCAUGGGUAAACAGCUGUACGAAGCGUAUCCAUCAUUCAGAGAGGACCUGGAGAAGUUUGAUCGGUUGGCACAAAGUCAUGGCUUCCCUAGCUUUCUUCACGUCUGUACUUCGCCUAAAGGGGAUGUGGAAGAAAUGGCUCCCGUUGUGGUACAACUGGCUAUCACCUGCCUUCAAAUGGCCCUAACUAACCUCAUAACUUCCUUCGGAAUCCGUGCCGAUGCGACAGUGGGGCAUAGUUUGGGUGAAUUUGCAGCCCUGUACGCGGCGGGAGUUCUUUCCGCCUCAGACGUGGUUUACCUUGUUGGUCAAAGAGCGGAGCUUCUCCAGGAGCGCUGCCAACGCGGGACCCAUGCUAUGCUGGCAGUGAAAGCUACUCCUGAAGCGUUGUCCCAAUGGAUCCGGGAUCAUGGCUGUGAAGUGGCCUGUAGUAAUGGCCCUGAAGACACCGUUCUCAGUGGCACCACCAAGAAUAUUGCCGAGGUUCAACGCGCCAUGACAGAGAACAGGAUUAAAUGCACGUUGUUGAAACUGCCGUUUGCAUUUCAUUCUGCCCAGGUACAGCCUAUUCUGGCCGACUUUGAGGCUCUGGCUCAGGGAGCAACAUUUGCUAAGCCCCAACUACCAAUUCUCUCUCCCUUGCUGCGGACAGAAAUCCGCGAACAAGGCGUCGUGACUCCAUCAUAUGUCGCGCAACAUUGCCGUCACACUGUUGAUAUGGCCCAAGCCUUGAUAUCUGCUCGAGAGAAGGGACUCAUCGACGAUAAGACCCUCGUCAUUGAGCUGGGACCGAAGCCCUUAAUCUCGGGCAUGGUAAAAAUGACGCUGGGAGAGAAAAUAACCACCUUACCCACUCUAGUACCUAACAAGGCCAUUUGGCCCAACCUGCAGCAGAUUCUCUCCUCGGUCUACACGGGUGGGUGGGAUAUUGAUUGGAAGAAAUAUCACGCCCCUUUCGCCUCCUCCCAGAAGGUGGUGGAUCUCCCGAGCUACGGCUGGGAUUUGAAGGAUUACUACAUCCCGUACCAGGGUGACUGGUGCCUGCAUCGCCACCAGCAGGACUGCAAGUGCGCCACGCCUGGCCACGAAAUCAAAACGGCCGACUACCAAGUCCCUCCUGAGUCGAAACCUCCCCGUCCAUCCAAGCUGGACCCUAGCAAGGAGGCCUUCCCCGAAAUCAAGACCACCACGACACUCCAUCGAGUGGUGGAGGAGACGACCAAACCUUUGGGGGCCACCUUAGUUGUGGAGACAGACAUAUCUCGGAAGGAUGUCAACGGCCUCGCUCAAGGGCAUCUUGUCGAUGGGAUCCCUCUGUGUACCCCUUCCUUUUAUGCUGACAUCGCCAUGCAAGUGGGCCAAUACAGUAUGCAGCGGCUCCGUGCGGGACAUCCGGGGGCCGGUGCCAUAGAUGGCCUCGUGGACGUGUCCGACAUGGUGGUAGACAAAGCGUUGGUUCCCCAUGGGAAGGAGCCUCAAUUGCUGCGCACAACGCUCACGAUGGAAUGGCCGCCCAAGGCUGCUGCUACUACGCGAAGCGCCAAAGUCAAAUUCGCCACGUAUUUUGCCGAUGGCAAGCUCGAUACGGAGCAUGCCAGCUGUACUGUCCGAUUCACAACCGAUGCACAAUUAAAAUCUCUGCGCCGGUCUGUGUCUGAGUACAAGACCCAUAUCCGCCAGUUACGUGAUGGCCAUGCCAAAGGGCAGUUCAUGCGAUUCAAUCGGAAGACCGGGUACAAGCUCAUGAGCAGCAUGGCUCGGUUUAAUGCCGACUACAUGCUCUUGGAUCAUCUGGUGCUGAACGAAGCAGAGAACGAAGCAGCAAGUUGUGUAGACUUGUCGUUGGGAUCGUCAGAAGGCACCUUUGCAGCUCACCCAGCUCACGUCGACGCCAUCACCCAGGUGGCCGGUUUUGCUAUGAAUGCCAAUGACAAUGUCGACAUUGAGAAGCAGGUUUACGUCAAUCACGGGUGGGAAUCGUUCCAGAUUUACCAACCGCUCCAUGCAAGCAAGUCUUACGAGGUCUACACCAAGAUGGGUCAAAUGAAGGAAAAUGAUUUGGUGCAUGGCGAUGUGGCAGUUUUGGACGGAGAAGAAGUCGUUGCUUUCUUCCGCGGUCUUUCACUGCGAUGCGUUCCCCGUGGUGCGCUGCGUGUCAUCCUGCAGUCUACAGCGGAAAAGGCCGAUCGCAAACUAGGGUUAAAGACAAUGCCGCCGCCGCCGCCGCCGACGAUACCAAUAUCGUCUUCCAAACCAACCUCUACUCAGGUUUCCGGCCAACCGAUUCCAGCAGAGGCCGCUCAUCCUCACACCCCGCCACAGCUAAAGGAUUCACGGGCACCGGAAACUACCGGAAGCGCUCCAGCGGCAAAAGGGGCAGGCGUCAGUAACGAAAAGUUAGAUGCUGUAAUGCGAGUUGUUUCGGAGGAGAGUGGAAUUGCCCUCGAGGAGCUCACUGAUGACAGCAACUUUGCUGACAUGGGCAUCGAUUCUCUGAGUUCAAUGGUCAUUGGGAGCCGCUUCAGAGAGGAUCUUGGGCUGGACCUGGGGCCUGAGUUUUCUCUUUUCAUUGAUUGCACUACCGUCCGUGCCUUGAAAGACUUCAUGUUGGGAAGCGGGAAUGCUGGCAGUGGCUCCAAUGUAGAAGAUCCCCCUCCGUCAGCUACUCCUGGCACCAAUCCCGAAACCGAUUGGUCUAGCAGUGCCUCCGACACUGCUUUCACCAGCGAAGAUCACAGUCAUGCGAGUGAGUCCGGUGCCGACACUGGAAGUCCGCCUACACUUGAUCUGAAGCCUUACUGUCGCCCCUCAACUUCUGUCGUCCUACAAGGCCUACCUAUGGUAGCGCGGAAAACUCUGUUUAUGCUCCCUGAUGGGGGAGGGUCGGCCUUCUCUUACGCCUCCCUCCCGCGCCUCAAAUCAGAUACCGCGGUAGUGGGUCUGAACUGCCCUUAUGCCCGGGAUCCCGAGAACAUGAACUGCACACAUGGAGCUAUGAUUGAGAGCUUUUGCAAUGAGAUCCGGCGGCGACAGCCGCGGGGGCCCUAUCACUUGGGCGGCUGGUCGUCCGGUGGUGCAUUUGCUUAUGUCGUGGCUGAGGCACUUGUUAACCAGGGGGAGGAGGUCCAUUCUUUAAUCAUUAUUGAUGCGCCGAUUCCCCAAGCCAUGGAACAACUCCCCCGAGCCUUUUACGAGCACUGCAACAGCAUUGGAUUGUUCGCUACCCAGCCCGGGGCUAGUCCAGAUGGUUCGACUGAGCCUCCGCCCUACUUAAUCCCACACUUUGCUGCUGUGGUGGACGUGAUGCUGGAUUACAAGUUGGCCCCGUUGCAUGUGCGCCGGAUGCCCAAGGUCGGCAUCGUCUGGGCGGCAGAUACAGUCAUGGACGAGCGGGAUAGCCCCAAGAUGAAAGGAAUGCAUUUCAUGAUUCAAAGGCGGACGGACUUUGGCCCCGAUGGGUGGGACACGAUCAUGCCCGGGGCCUCGUUUGAUAUUGUCCGAGCGGACGGUGCUAAUCAUUUUACAUUGAUGCAAAAGGAACAUGUCUAUAAAAUUAGCGAUCUGAUCGACCGGGUCAUGGCCUAG
Molecule: messenger RNA, 6270 nt
Organism: Aspergillus bombycis
Lineage: Eukaryota; Fungi; Ascomycota; Eurotiomycetes; Eurotiales; Aspergillaceae
Product: sterigmatocystin biosynthesis polyketide synthase
Exons: 7
Coding region: 1-6270 (2089 amino acids)
Biological process (GO): fatty acid biosynthetic process; secondary metabolite biosynthetic process
Molecular function (GO): phosphopantetheine binding; fatty acid synthase activity
Source: RefSeq, a predicted model, not a curated record